CGGAAGCGUAGAGUUUUGGUUCAGGAGUGUUGUUUGGGUGCUACUGAACGAGAGCAGGCAGUGAAUUCAGGUGAUAUCAACGCAAGCCGGCGAGACCCCUAUCAUUGCACAUCGUAUUUUACUUUUGGGGGCGUUUUGGGGACUUUUAAUACAAUACAACAUCCAUUCCUCUUCGUGUCCCCUUCCCCUUUCCUGUUCUCCGGACAUUUGAAACAUAGAAAGCCUCAAGAAUGGCCCAGAUACUGCCGAUACGAUUUCAGGAACAUCUGCAGCUGCAGAACCUGGGGGUGAACCCGGCUAACAUUGGUUUCAGCUACCUGACCAUGGAGUCUGACAAGUUCAUCUGCAUCCGGGAGAAGGUGGGCGAGCAGAACCAGGUGGUGAUCAUAGACAUGGCCGACCCCAAUAACCCCAGCAGACGUCCCAUCUCUGCUGACAGUGCCAUCAUGAACCCUGCCAGCAAGGUCAUCGCCCUCAAAGCUGCUAAGUGCCUGCAGAUCUUCAACAUUGAGAUGAAGAGUAAGAUGAAGGCUCACACCAUGACCGAGGAAGUCAUGUUCUGGAAGUGGAUCUCUGUCAACACCGUCGCCUUGGUGACUGAAGCGGCCGUCUACCAUUGGAGCAUGGAGGGGGACUCGCAGCCCAUCAAAGUGUUUGAUCGGCACGCUAGUCUGGCCGGAUGCCAGAUCAUAAACUACAGAACAGACGAACAGCAGAAGUGGCUCCUCCUUAUAGGGAUCUCGGCACAGCAAAACCGCGUGGUGGGGGCCAUGCAGCUGUACUCUGUGGACAGGAAGGUGUCCCAGCCCAUCGAAGGCCACGCUGCAGCCUUCGGAGAGUUUAAGGUGGAGGGCAACACGAAAGCCUCCACUCUGUUCUGCUUCGCUGUGCGCAGCCAGGCUGGGGGCAAGCUGCACAUCAUAGAGGUGGGUCAGCCGGCUACAGGGAACCAGCCGUUUACUAAGAAGGCGGUUGACGUGUUCUUCCCUCCUGAGGCUCAGACAGACUUCCCCGUCGCCAUGCAGAUUGGCACCAAGCACGGUGUGAUCUACCUGAUCACUAAGUAUGGCUACAUCCACCUGUAUGACCUGGAGUCAGGAGUGUGUAUCUACAUGAACCGCAUCAGCGCCGAGACCAUCUUCGUCACCGCCCCCCACGAACUCACCUCCGGCAUCAUCGGGGUUAACAAGAAGGGACAGGUGUUGUCAGUGUGUGUGGAGGAGGAAAACAUAGUGAACUAUGCCACCAACGUGCUGCAGAACCCAGACCUGGGCCUGAGGAUGGCCGUGCGUUCUAACCUGGCCGGGGCUGAGGAGCUGUUUGCCAGGAAGUUCAACACACUGUUCGCCCAGGGCUCCUACUCCGAGGCUGCCAAGGUGGCCGCAUCCACACCCAAGGGUAUCCUGCGCACAGCGGAGACCAUCCGUAAGUUCCAGAGCGUGCCAGCCCAGCCGGGCCAGGCCUCUCCCCUGCUGCAGUACUUUGGCAUCCUGCUGGACCAGGGCCAGCUCAACAAGUUUGAGUCUCUGGAGCUGUGCAGGCCCGUGCUACAGCAAGGACGCAAGCAGCUGUUGGAGAAGUGGCUGAAAGAGGACAAGCUGGAGUGUUGUGAGGAGCUUGGUGACCUGGUUAAGGCAGUAGAUCCUACGCUAGCCCUCAGUGUCUACCUCAGGGCCAACGUACCCAGCAAGGUGAUCCAGUGCUUUGCUGAGACCGGACAGUUCCAGAAGAUAGUGCUCUACGCCAAAAAGGUGGGCUACUCUCCAGACUGGGUGUUUCUGUUGAGGAAUGUGAUGCGGGUCAGCCCAGACCAGGGUCUACAGUUCUCUCAGAUGCUGGUGGCAGAUGAGGAGCCCCUGGCCAACAUCAACCAGAUAGUGGAUGUAUUCAUGGAGGGAAGUCUGAUCCAGCAGUGUACCUCCUUCCUAUUGGACGCUCUGAAGAACAACCAGCCAGCCGAGGGACACCUACAGACACGCCUACUGGAGAUGAACCUCAUCCACGCCCCCCAGGUCGCCGACGCGAUCCUUGGCAACCAGAUGUUUAGUCACUAUGACCGUGCCCACAUCGCCCAGCUGUGUGAGAAGGCUGGACUGCUACAGAGGGCUCUAGAGCACUACACUGACCUGUUUGACAUCAAACGGGCUGUCGUACACACACACCUGCUCAACCCUGAGUGGCUGGUGAACUUCUUUGGCGCCCUGUCAGUAGAGGACUCAAUAGAGUGUCUUCGGGCCAUGUUAUCAGCCAACAUCAGACAGAACCUUCAGCUGUGUGUCCAGGUGGCAUCUAAAUACCAUGAGCAGCUGGGAACAAACACCCUGGUGGAGCUCUUUGAGUCCUUCAAGAGCUACGAGGGUCUGUUCUACUUCCUGGGCUCCAUAGUGAACUUCAGCCAGGACCCUGACGUCCAUUUUAAAUACAUCCAGGCGGCCUGUAAGACAGGGCAGAUCAAGGAAGUGGAGCGCAUCUGUAGAGAGAGCAACUGUUACGACCCGGACAGGGUCAAGAACUUCCUCAAGGAGGCUAAAUUGACAGACCAGCUGCCGUUGAUCAUAGUGUGUGACCGCUUUGACUUUGUCCAUGACCUGGUGCUCUAUCUCUACCGCAACACACUGCAGAAGUACAUAGAGAUCUACGUUCAGAAGGUGAACCCCAGCCGUCUGCCUGUGGUGAUAGGAGGUCUGUUGGAUGUAGACUGUGCUGAAGACGUCAUUAAGAACCUGAUCAUGGUGGUGAGAGGACAGUUCUCCACUGAUGAGCUGGUGGCAGAGGUGGAGAAGAGGAACAGACUGAAGCUGUUGUUGCCGUGGCUUGAGUCUCGUAUCCACGAGGGCUGUGAAGAGCCGGCUACCCACAAUGCCUUGGCUAAGAUCUACAUUGACAGUAACAACACCCCGGAGCGCUUCUUGAAGGAGAACACCUUCUACGACAGCGCUGUAGUGGGGAAGUAUUGUGAGAAGAGAGACCCCCACCUAGCCUGUGUCGCCUAUGAGAGGGGCCAGUGUGACCUGGACCUUAUCAAGGUGUGCAAUGAGAACUCCCUGUUCAAGAGUGAGGCUCGCUACCUGGUCCGACGGAAAGACCCAGAACUAUGGGCCAACGUUCUAGAGGAGAACAACCCUUAUAGACGCCAACUCAUAGACCAGGUGGUGCAGACCGCUCUGUCAGAGACCCAGGACCCAGAGGAGGUGUCUGUGACGGUCAAGGCCUUCAUGACAGCUGACCUGCCCAAUGAGCUCAUCGAACUACUGGAGAAGAUCGUACUGGACAACUCUAUCUUCAGCGAGCAUCGAAACCUCCAGAACCUGUUGAUCCUGACGGCCAUCAAGGCAGACCGGACGCGUGUGAUGGAGUACAUCAACCGCCUGGACAACUACGACGCCCCUGACAUCGCUAACAUCGCCAUCAGCAACGAGCUCUUCGAGGAGGCCUUCGCCAUCUUCAAGAAGUUUGACGUCAACACCUCCGCCAUUCAGGUCCUGAUCGAGCAAAUCAGUAACCUGGACAGAGCCUAUGAGUUUGCAGAGCGUUGUAAUGAGGCCGCGGUAUGGAGUCAACUGGCCAGAGCCCAGCUCCAGAGAGACCUGGUUAAAGAGGCCAUCGAUUCCUACAUCAAAGCUGACGACCCGUCAGCCUACAUGGAGGUGGUCAGCGCUGCCAGCAAGAACAAUAACUGGGAGGACCUGGUGAAGUUCCUUCAGAUGGCUCGUAAGAAGGCCAGAGAGUCGUACGUAGAGACAGAGCUCAUCUUUGCUCUGGCUAAAACUGGCAGACUGGCCGAACUAGAGGAAUUUGUCAGCGGCCCUAACAACGCCCAUAUACAACAGGUGGGAGAUAGGUGUUAUGAAGAAGGGAUGUACGAUGCUGCCAAGCUGCUGUACAAUAACGUGUCCAACUUUGCCCGCCUGGCAUCCACGCUGGUACACCUAGGAGAGUACCAAGCUGCUGUGGACAGCGCCAGGAAAGCCAACAGCACACGCACCUGGAAGGAGGUGUGUUGUGCGUGUGUGGAUGGGGAAGAGUUUCGAUUGGCUCAGAUCUGUGGUCUACACAUUGUUAUCCACGCUGAUGAACUGGAGGAGCUCAUCAGCUACUACCAGGACCGGGGUUACUACGAGGAGCUGAUAGGCCUGUUGGAGGCCGCGUUAGGUUUGGAGCGCGCUCACAUGGGCAUGUUCACAGAGCUGGCCAUCCUCUACUCCAAAUUCAAACCCCAGAAGAUGAGAGAACACCUGGAACUCUUCUGGUCCCGCGUCAACAUCCCUAAGGUGCUGCGAGCUGCGGAGCAGUCCCAUCUGUGGGCGGAGUUAGUGUUUCUGUAUGAUAAAUACGAGGAAUAUGACAACGCUGUCCUCACGAUGAUGUCACACCCUACGGACGCAUGGAAGGAGGUGCAGUUCAAGGACAUCAUUGCCAAGGUGGCCAAUGUGGAGCUGUACUACAAAUCCCUUUCCUUUUACCUGGACAACAAACCUCUGCUGACGAAUGACCUUCUGACCAUACUGUCACCACGGUUAGACCACAGCCGCACGGUCAGCUACUUCACCAAGGUCAACCAGUUGAAGUUGGUAAAGCCUUACCUGAGGUCAGUUCAGAGUCACAACAACAAGGGAGUCAACGAGGCCCUCAAUAACCUGCUGACAGAGGAGGAGGACUACCAGGGUCUGAGGGCGUCUAUCGAUGCGUAUGAUAACUUUGACACCAUUGGUUUGGCCCAGAGACUGGAGAAGCAUGAGCUGAUUGAGUUCAGACGCAUCGCAGCAUACCUCUACAAAGGCAACAACCGCUGGAGACAGAGCGUGGAACUCUGCAAGAAGGACAAAUUAUACAAGGAUGCAAUGCUGUACGCUGCUGAGUCUAAGGAUGCUGAGCUGGCUGAGACCCUGCUGCAGUGGUUCCUGGAGGAGGGCAGGAAGGAGUGUUUUGCUGCCUGUCUGUUUGCCUCCUAUGACCUGUUGCACCCUGACGUGGUGCUGGAGCUGGCCUGGAGACACAACAUCAUGGACUUUGCCAUGCCAUACUUCAUCCAAGUCAUGAGGGAGUACCUCACCAAGGUUGAUGAGGUUGAGGAGAAGGUGACGGUGGACAAACUGGAGGAGUCAGAAAGCCAAAGGAAGACUGAGGAAGAAGUCACAGAACCCACCCCCAUAGUUUUCGGUCAGCAGCUGAUGUUGACGGCAGGCUCUGCUCCAGUGGCUCCCCAGCCUGGAUACUCAGGAGGCUACGGAUACGCUGCCCCAGGCUACUCCCCCCAGCCCCCCUACAACUACAACAUGUAGACCACCUCUACCCCACCCAGCCCCCCUACAACUACAACAUGUAGACCACCUCUACCCCACCCAGCCUCCCUACAACUACAACAUGUAGACCACCUCUACCCCACCCAGCCCCCCUACAGCUACAACAUGUAGACCACCUCUACCCCACCCAGCCCCCCUACAGCUACAACAUGUAGACCACCUCUACCCCACCCAGCCCCCCUACAACUACAACAUGUAGACCACCUCUACCCCACCCAGCCUCCCUACAGCUACAACAUGUAGACCACCUCUACCCCACCCAGCCCCCUACAACUACAACAUGUAGACCACCUCUACCCCACCCAGCCUCCCUACAGCUACAACAUGUAGACCACCUCUACCCCACCCAGCCUCCCUACAACUACAACAUGUAGACCACCUCUACCCCACCCAGCCCCCCUACAACUACAACAUGUAGACCACCUCUACCCCACCCAGCCUCCCUACAACUACAACAUGUAGACCACCUCUACCCCACCCAGCCUCCCUACAACUACAACAUGUAGACCACCUCUACCCCACCCAGCCUCCACAGCUACAACAUGUAGACCACCUCUACCCCACCCAGCCCCCAAACUACAACAUGUAGACCACCUCUACCCCACCCAGCCCCCUACAACUACAACAUGUAGACCACCUCUACCCCACCCAGCCUCCCUACAACUACAACAUGUAGACCACCUCUACCCCACCCAGCCCCCCUACAACUACAACAUGUAGACCACCUCUACCCACCCAGCCCCCCUAGGGCUACACUAAGACUGUGUCCCAAAUGUUACCCUAUUCCCAGUAUAGUGAACUACUUUUGACCAGGGUCCAUAUGACUCUGGUCUAAAGUAGUGCAGUAUAUAUAUAUAUAUAGGCUAUAUGGUGUCCAUUGGGACGCAGAUCAUGUAGACCUUAAGGUCCCAAUAAUUCUACCUGGAGCUUCUAACACGCCAACCUCGGGCCCCGACCUGAACCACACUUACCCUGCACUGGGAUACAGAUACAGCUUGCUUAUGGAUUCUAUAUGUAUUCCCUGCCUUGACACCCCUGAUACUCCUAAUCUCACUACUCUGAGACAUACCUCGCCCACCUAUGGACACUCCUAACCCCCACACCCAAAUAUCUCAACUGAAAAGACCUCCACUUUCCUUCCACCUCCUCUCGCUCCUUACCUCCUCUCACUCCCACUUCCUCUUGCUCCCCCUCUCCCUCCAAUGGAAUAGAGCAAGACUAAGUGACCCCUCUACUUAGGCUGAACUGACCAGCCCACCCGCCAUUCACCACGCACCGCAUGACAACAGCGCUUAGCUCCUAGAGAAAAUAACUAAUAAGACGUCGCUAAUGUACAGUACACCUCUCUGUCCAGGUAUUCUGUUACUGUUCUAUAGACUGUAUCAACUGUGUCAACCAUAGAACAGAUUUUUUUAAAUCCUAUUUUUUUUUCUAGAGAUUAUAAUACAGCACUGAUGGUACAGAGACUUUGUUACUGAGGAGUCAGAGAGGGGGCGGGUGAAGGGGGCGCAGCACCGAGUGCCCCCACCCUCUCCUAAGCACUGUUAGGCCUUAUACAGGAGGGGGUUUCAAAUUUGAGUCAUUGUUCACGUUUGUUUCAAGACUGUUUCUGUGCAAUAGAGAUCUUAACAGGUACCAUGUGUUGGAGAUACAGUACUAUAUUGACUAGGAAUACUAGUUACUGGGGUUAUGGUGUACUGUCUGUGUGUAGUUUAUCAAGCAUGUAGGGAUCUGUUGACAACACCAAGACUGGGAAGGUUUGCGCUGUUCCUUCUCUUCUCUGGAGUCGUAUUAUCUGAUAAUAACCAAGUCAAGAUGGACGUUGGGUCUCUCCACUACACUGUGAUGUGCGGUACAGGAUACCACAGCUCUGGUUGUUGACGAUGUGAAACAUAACUGCGAUAUGCUGAUGUCUGUGCAUGUGCUGCCAAACAUAUAAUGCUGUAACAAUGCAACCAGGAGCACAAUUUCCAUGUUACACAUAUACCAAGUAUUACCUAUGUUGUGUUCAAAACUAAACAAAUGUAUUUUGAAGCCUUUUACUGUCUCACCAUUGACGACAACUAACAGAAUGGUGAAGAAACUCCAAUGUUACACAGAGAAUAAAAACAUACUAGAGGAAUAGAACUCGUAUGUAUCCCUGUACCAGUGGUUCAGAGUUAACAAUUCAUGUACUGAAAAAAAACUGUAUAAUUUAAGAUAUGUUGCGAUACUUAAAUAAUCAAAUAAGUCCAUUAUGGAAUAAAAUAGUGUAUUGUCUAUAGUGCAUUGUUGUAGUCUUAAGCAUUAGUAUGAUACUUUUUUUUAAAGAAAAUGACAAAAUACAAAAAGAGCAGAAUACAAACAUAAACUAUUCAGCAUGAUUGCUUGCAGCAGCCAUCAUCCUGGGGUUCGUUUUCUUCCUGUUCAAGUAGAACCUGUCUGAUAAAUGUUCUGGAAAACUAUCACUAGGGUUUAUGGGUAAAUCUGGCCUCGUGCAUCCGGACAGACGGCCAUGUCCACUGUUGUCCAUUGGACCCAGAGCUGUGCCGCGACAUUGUAAAAACGUUGGAUUGGGGUUUUGUAGGAAAACUAAAUCUAAGCUGUGUACAAGCACUACCGUAUCUGCACAAGUCAUGGUCUCUGAAGGAUAAUAAAGUUUACACACACAUUA
This is a messenger RNA of Salmo salar (Atlantic salmon), 7956 nucleotides long. RefSeq names its product clathrin heavy chain 1. NCBI's taxonomy places the organism in Eukaryota, Metazoa, Chordata, Actinopteri, Salmoniformes, Salmonidae. Gene Ontology annotation, biological process: intracellular protein transport; receptor-mediated endocytosis. Gene Ontology annotation, cellular component: clathrin coat of trans-Golgi network vesicle; extracellular exosome; clathrin-coated endocytic vesicle. Gene Ontology annotation, molecular function: clathrin light chain binding; structural molecule activity. The record is from RefSeq and is a predicted model, not a curated record.